AUGCUCACACCAUUCAAAUCUGAUCAUCAGCCCCAGCACCGAGAUGAAUGGGAAACAAUCGAAGCUCAGAAGCAGUAUGCAGUAAAGCUGAAAUUAAUUUCCGACUCUGCUCUCAAGGCCGGUCCUCCAGAAGCUGGGCAGUAUUUCCUCAUCGUUAACAGUGACCAGUACUGUGACAGGUGCACCACAGUGGAGAACCGCACCCGUGUCACCUGGUUCCUCCUGCUGGGGCUCACAGAGCAGGCAGGGCUCAAGGGCAUCCUCUCUGUGCUCUUCCUAUUCAUCUACUCAGUUACCCUCAUGGGCAACGUGGCCGUGGUCACCCUGACCCAUGCAGACCCGCAGCUCCACACACCCGUAUACUUCUCGCUGAGCGUCCUCUCCUUCAUAGACUCCUUCUCCACGUUCAACACCCCCAGGCUGCUGGAGAGCUUCCUCACCUCAAGCCAGUCCAUCUCCUUUGCAGGCUGCAUGGUCCAGAUGGCCCUCACGACUCUCCACGGUACCGCUGAGUGUCUGCUCCUGGCCAUCAUGGCCUCUGACCGAUUCGCUGCCAUCUGCCACCCUCUCCUCUAUCACACUGUCAUGUCCCAAUGUCUGUGUGUCCAGCUGGUGGCAGCCACCUAUACUGCUUCUGUUGCCAAUUCAGCUUUGCUGACUGGGAACAUCUUCAAGCUGCCCUGCUGUGGCCCCAACAUCAUUAACCAUUAUUUUUGUGACAUCCACCCUGUGCUCCAAUUUGCCUGUGCAGACACUGCUGAGGUUGAGGCCGUCGUCUUCUCAUCUUCUGCCCUGAUUGUCCUCUUUACCAUCACCGUUAUCCUGGUCUCCUAUGCCUACAUCCUGGUGAUGGUCUGCAGGAUGUGCUCCCUCGAGGCUCAGAGCAAAGCGCUCUCCACCUGUGCCUCCCACCUGGCCAUCAUCUGCCUCUUCUAUGGGACCAUCAGCUUCAUGUAUGCCCAGCCGAGCUCUCACAGUCCCAUAGAGCAGAACAAGGUCAUGUCUGUCUUCUAUACUGUGAUCAUCCCCAUGCUGAACCCUCUGAUCUACAGCCUGAGGAAUAAAGAUGUGAAGGCUGCGCUAAAGAGGAGAUGCCUUGGCAUGCUGCCUUCCUAA
Messenger RNA from Hippopotamus amphibius kiboko, 1116 nucleotides. RefSeq names its product olfactory receptor 476-like. The record is from RefSeq and is a predicted model, not a curated record. Bases 1 to 1116 code for a protein of 371 amino acids. The transcript is spliced from 3 exons. Gene Ontology annotation, biological process: G protein-coupled receptor signaling pathway; sensory perception of smell. Gene Ontology annotation, cellular component: membrane. NCBI's taxonomy places the organism in Eukaryota, Metazoa, Chordata, Mammalia, Artiodactyla, Hippopotamidae. Gene Ontology annotation, molecular function: odorant binding; olfactory receptor activity; G protein-coupled receptor activity.